AUGUUUUUAUCAAAACUUGAAGAUUUACCGGAUGAAAUAUUAAUUGAAAUUUGUAUUUAUUUAAAUGCAAUAGAUGUUAUUAAUGCAUUUGGACAAUUAAAUAAUCGUUUAGAACGAACUAUAAGACAAUUUCGAUCUGAUAUUAACCUUCAAUAUCUAACUUUAAAGCAAUUUCAACGAUGUUGUUUUCAUUUAUUACCAUAUAAUGCAGAAUAUAUUGUUAAAUUAACAUUAAAUACAUGGUAUUCACCAGGAGAAAUUUCUCUGUUCAAUAAAUCAAUUGCUAAAUAUAAUUCUCUUCACGACUUUUUACCUUCUCUUAAACAAUUAUGGUUGAUUAAUUUUAGUAAUCAAGAUGUGGAUAUACUUCCAAAAAUUCUUUCAAUUGAAAGACUAAUGAUUGAUAUUGAUUCACAAAUACCUUUACUACAAUCAACAAGAAUUUUACUUGAUCAAUAUUUAUUUUGUACGUCAAAUACAAUAAAAGAAUUGAGGUUAUACGGUGCUGAAGAAGGUAUUAUAUUACAACAUGAUGUCGCUGUAAUGAUGUGUCAAUGGCUUGAAAAACUUAUAAUUAGUGUAGCUACAUUAGAUGAUUUAAUAUUAAUAUUAAGACGUGCACCUAAUCUUGUAAAAUUACAUAUUGAAGUCAAUAUAUUUUCUGUUGAUGUACCAAAACAAUAUGCAACUGUUGAUAUGAUGCCAAAAUAUAUGAAAGAUUUUCAUUUAUGGAUUAAAGAUAAACGUUUACUUAUAUUUGAUGAUUUAUAUAAUAUAUUAAUAAAUAUGCCAACAAUUGAACGUCUUUCAUUAGAGAUAGAAACCGAUGAUAUACUAUAUAGUCAAGGUUAUCGAUGGAAAGAAUUAUUAUCUAACUUGCCAAAAUUAUCUCGAUUAGAUAUGGGACUUAAAAUUUGGAUUGGAUGGGAAUCAGUACCGAUCGAUGUCACACCAUAUUUAGAAACAUUUAUAAAAAAUGGUAUAGAAGUUUGUUGUUAUGCUGAUACUCGAGUAUUAUUUAUUGAUACAAUACCAUAUGAUUUUGAUAAUACAACAGGUGUAAUGACAUCACCACGUGCAAGUGAUGCUAAAGCAACAAAUAUGGAAUUAUUUCAACAACAAGCACGAAAAGUAAAUACAGUUUGCUUCGAUGGUCGUCAUGAAUUAACAUCAAUUAAUGAUUGGUUAAAUGUUAUUAAACGUUUUCCUAAUAUUCAAGUGCUUGAUAUUACUUCAAUUAAUGUAUAUGAUCAAACAGAAGAUGAAUUUCUUGAGAAUAAUCAACAAUUGCGAUUAUCUAAUUUAGCUAUUUUACGUUAUAUUCGAUCGACAAAAUGUAAAGUAAAUAUUCCUUUUUUUAUGUAUCUUGCGAAUAAUACUAUACUUGCACCUCGUCUUCGUACACUGACAAUAAUGUAUGGAGAUCUUAUUUAUUUAUGUAAACGUUUAAAAAUAGAUUCUUUUCCACGAUUUAAAGAACUUUGUGUAUAUAAUAAUGGUGCUGAUGGACUUAUUUGUUUAGAUGAUAUUAAACUAUUAUUUAAAUUUUUUCCAAAUCUUGAACAUUUUUGGCUUCAUGUUCAAUCAAAUCGAACAAUAAAUCGAUCUACUGUAUUAAUAACAGAACAUUUCUUAUGUUCAUUACCAAAAUUAAUUAGUUUUCGAUUAUCAUGUAAAAAAGGUUCAUUAAGAUUAUCAUCAUUAUAUGAUAAUAAUACAUAUUUGACAUGGAUUAAACGUGUAUGUGGAGUAGAUAAUCAAGAACAAAUUCAUACUAUUAUUAGAAAAAAAGAACUAGCAAUUUGGAAAUAG
Rotaria sordida is the source of this 1812-nucleotide messenger RNA. The record is from the annotation of a GenBank genome assembly. NCBI's taxonomy places the organism in Eukaryota, Metazoa, Rotifera, Eurotatoria, Philodinida, Philodinidae.